AUGGGGACGCAGGUGAGCGAUGCUGAUUACAUGACCAGCUUGGAAGCCAGGGUCAAGGAAUUAGAAGCUGAGAAUGCAAAUCUUUUAGCUCGACUUGCUCAUUGUCACAACUCUCCGGAAGAUCAGAUAUCACAUAGUCCCGAUUAUAAAGACGCGAAAGUGAACGAACCGAAAAAAAUCCAACGGGGAAUCACAAAGGAAGAUAAGAAAUAA
Molecule: messenger RNA, 213 nt
Organism: Lathyrus sativus (Indian pea)
Lineage: Eukaryota; Viridiplantae; Streptophyta; Magnoliopsida; Fabales; Fabaceae
Source: the annotation of a GenBank genome assembly